Messenger RNA from Saccharomycodes ludwigii, 5016 nucleotides. It is a transcript of the gene CMR2, whose product is annotated as Cmr2p. The record is from RefSeq and is a predicted model, not a curated record. Gene Ontology annotation, cellular component: cytosol. NCBI's taxonomy places the organism in Eukaryota, Fungi, Ascomycota, Saccharomycetes, Saccharomycodales, Saccharomycodaceae. The transcript has a single exon. Bases 1 to 5016 code for a protein of 1671 amino acids.
AUGGAUUUUAGUAUUUCUUCUAGCUUACCAUUAGAAGCUCAAAAAUUAUUGGAGGAGCUAAUUAUCGAUUAUAAAGAAGAAAACCUAACUCCCAAAGGUUAUCUUAAAAAGAGACAACUGUUACUAGAUUCUUAUAAAAAUGUUCGAUCCCCAUCAAAAUCCAUAAAAAUACACAAAACAAAUGGUAGCUUACUAUCAUCCUCAACAGCAUCUUUCGAAUCAAUGUCAAUAAUAUCCCCUGAACCCUCUUUAUACAAAGUAACCACAACUACAUCCUCAAACAAUAAUAAUAGCAGCAAUAUUAUAGAAAGCAAAUCUCCGCUUAAUAGUAAUAAUAAUAAUAAUAAUAAUAAUAAUAGUUAUAAUGACAACGAAAACUCAUUGAUGGUAAUGAAAAAUAAAAAUAAUCCAUCAAAUAAUAAUAAACUGACACCAGCAUCCUCAACAUCGUUAAGAAUAUCAAGAACAAACACUUCGGCGAGCACUAAUAACAGCUCCAACAAUAAAGGUAAUGUCAAAAGAAGAUUAUCGCAAAUAUCUUUACCGUUUUCUCCGGAUAGUGGAGAAUAUGAUCCAAUGACUCCUCUGUUACCCCGUGUUGAAAAAUUAACUUCUACUUUCAAAGGUGCUUCUUUGCCAGCUAUAUUACGUGCGAGAUCGCAAUUGCAAGCCAAAGAAACUGCAUUGAUUAUAGUCAAUCAUAAAAAUAAAGAAACUGUCAUAUCCUGGGAAAAAUUAUACUUGAGAUCGGAAAAAAUUGCUCAUGAAUUAUCAAAAAGUAAAUCCCUAUAUAAAAUGGAUAAAGUGUUGUUGUGGUUUAACAGAGAUGAUGUCAUAGAAUUCGCUGUUUCUCUAUUUGGUUGUUUUAUCUCUGGUAUGAUUGCUGUUCCAGUUAGUUUCGAGACUUAUUCUUUAAACGAAAUUAUCGAAAUUGUAAAAUUAACAAAUUCCAAAACUAUUAUUAUAUCGGAGGAUGCAUCAAAGCAAUUGACAAAUUUAACAACAUCUAAUGGGAAACUGAAGUUGAUUAAAAGCGACUUUUUUUCUAAAAUCACUUUCGUAAAAUCCUCCGAUAUGGGCAUAUACAGCAAAGCUAAAAAAAUCCAACCGAUUUUCGAUAUUCCAAGCAUCUCCUAUAUCGAAUUCACAAGGACCCCAUUAGGCAAAUUAUCCGGUGUAGUAAUGAAACAUAAAAUUUUGGAGAAUCAAUUUGAAACUUUUUCCUCAAUUAUAAAUUCAAGACUAAACUCUUUGAGAGCUUCAGCCACAAAAAAAACUUCCGCUAAUAGCAUCAUCAGACCUUUAACAGCCUCGAGUGGUGGGUCAGCUAGGAGACGUUUUAUAACAGUCAAUACAUUGGAUACCACAAGAAAUAGUGGGUUGGUGCUAGGACUAUUGUUCAAUAUAUAUACCGGUAAUUUAAUGGUAUCCGGAGAUAGCAAACACAUUUUGACCACGAGUGGUGGUUUUGAAACUCUAAUUGAUAAAUAUAGAGCAGAUAUUAUAUUAAGUGAUCAAUUACAAUUAAAGCAAGUCGUUAUUAACUAUUUGGAUAAUCCAGAAGUUUCUUCAAAAAAAAGGAAACAAAGGGUUGACUUUAGUUGUAUUAAAUUUUGUUUCACAACAUGUACCACAAUAGAUACAGAUGUGAGCGAAAUGAUCGUUCACAAAUGGUUAAAAAAUUUAGGUGGUAUGGAUGCGUCCCAAUGCUACAGUCCGAUUUUAACAUUACCUGAUUUCGGUGGGAUUUUCAUCUCCUUAAAAGAUCAGCUAGGUAAACUAGAAAAUUUCCCGUUGCAUGAUCCUAAAUUAAGACUGCAAGAUGACUUGUUUAUAGAAAAGGAAGUCCUAAAGGAAAAUAUUAUUAAACCCAGUAUUACUGCAAUGAUCAAUGCAUCUUCCUCAACACAAAAUUUCAUCAGACUAGCGUCCUUUGGCUAUCCAAUUCCAGAUAGUUAUGUCGCAAUAGUUAAUCCAGAUGAUGGUACUCUAGUACAAGACUUGACGGUCGGUGAAGUCUGGAUCUCUUCUCCUACCAUUACUGACGAAUUUUAUCAAAUGGAUAAAGUUAAUGAAUUUGUUUUUAACGCCAAAAUCAAUUACACGGAAAUGUUUAGAAUGUUACGGGCAAGUAAAUCAUCUUCCUCGAUAGUUGAGAAACUAAGGACCAUUAUGACUACAUGCACUACCAAUUUGAAAUUUUUAAGAACCAAAUUAAUGGGGUUUGUUCAUAACGGACGUAUUUUCAUUUUAUCUUUAGUGGAGGAUAUGAUUUUGCAAAAUAAAUUAAUUAGGCUGCCAAAUUGGUCUCAUACAAGCGAUUUAACCAAAUCUAAAAACAUCGAAAAGAAACGAAGAUUAGUACAAACACAUUAUUUACAACACAUCACUGAAAACCUAGUAAGAACCGUUGAAUAUGUCUUAGAAGUCAGUGCCUUUGAAUUGCCUCAAAACAAGGAUGAACAUUUUUUGGUUAUGUGUGUAGAAUCUACUUAUUUAAGAAAUUCGGCCCUAACCAUAGCCAAUAAUGAUUCUGUAACAACGGUGGGGUCGUCAAAUUCAGUUCAAAAAUUGGAAAAAACUUUGAAUGCCUUGUUGGAAAAAAUUUACAAGAUAUUAUGGAUUUUCCAUAAGAUUCAACCAUUUUGUAUUAUGCUUCUACCACCUGGUUCAUUACCUAAGCGGUACUGUUCUUUAGAAAUAGCAAACAGUAUUGUUGAAAAAAAAUUUUUUAGUGGUGAACUAAAUUCAAAAUUUGUAAAAUUUCAGUUGGACAAUGUAAUACUAGAUUUUGUUCCCCAUUCUUCCUAUUAUAAUGAAAGCAUAUUUAGUGAACAUUUAUCAGAGUUAAGACACAAAGCUAUUGGGCAAAAUAUUAAUCAGCAUUUUGGAAACGUAAAUUUGGAAAAAUUUUGGCAAACUUCAGGGAUAGAUUUUAGGGAUAAAACUGUAGAUACGAGAUCAAAUAUUGUUUUAACAUCUUUCACUUCCAUAAUGGAUAUUUUGCAGUGGAGAAGUAAAAACCAACCAAAUGAUUUUGCAUUUAGCGAUGGCCAGGUUAGUGGUAGUGGCGGUAGUUUGGCUAAUAAUAAUGGGAAUAACUAUCAUAAAAAUGUUUCCUGGAGACAAUUUGAUAAUAUAGUGGCAUCAUUUUUGAAAAAAAUCAUUGAUUCCAAAACGCCAUUGAAAGCGGGGGAUCCCAUCGUAAUUAUUGCCGAAAAUUCUGUAGAGUAUGCUGCGAUGGUUAAUGCCUGUUUCUACUGUGGGUUUUUGGUUAUCCCACUCCCUGUUUUCAAAGAUAGUACUGCCACGGAAAAUGUUCUGCUUUUAGUAAACAUCGUUAAAUCCUAUAAAGUUAAAAGAAUUUUUGUGGAUGGGAAACAUUUCACGUUGUUAGAUGACAAUACAUUGACAAGUAAAAUGCUAAAAAAAUAUAAAAAUGAAAUCCCCAAGAUAACUAAUUUUUCAAAAAUAAAGAAAAGGCAGAAAUUGCUCAUUACUGAUUGUAAAACCAUCAUGAAAUCUAAGUACAAGUAUGGCCGACUGCAGAAAGCCGGAUGUGUUAUAUGGAUCGAUAAAGAAACCGAUAUCAAUCUAAACACCAAUGUGGUAAUGAACCACCCAUUAUUACUAAAUAUGUGUAAAAUUAUCAAGGAGACAUUGAAAAUGUCCAGUGAUACCCGUAUUCUAUCGUGUUGUAGACAUACCAAUGGAAUUGGGUUUUUGCAAAGCUGUUUGUUAGGUAUAUAUGUCGGCACUACGACUACAUCCUUUAGUUCUUCCGACAUUUAUCAUGAUAUCACUGAGUUUUUAAUUGCUUUGCAGAAUUUAAAUAUCAAAGAUUUGUAUCUAUCCCCUGAAUUUUUAACUUUUGUGCUACAAAAGGCAAAUGAGUUUUUGACACAACACGAAAUAUAUGAUAAAAGGAACAAUGAUUCUAAGAUUAAAAAUGCACAUUUAAAACCUUUUUUUUUAAAAAACGUUGCCAACAUCAUAGUUCCAUUUUCUGGAAGGCCACGAACGGAUUUGAUUGAAUCUUUAAUAAGGAAAUAUCCGCAAAUUGGUUGCACAAACCUGAAUGUUAAUUAUUUAUAUGAACAUAGAUUUAAUCCUUUCGUUUCGGUGAGGUCCUACCUUGGAAUUCCGCCCGUGCACGUGUAUUUGGAUCCAGAAUCUUUAAGAGAAGGUACUAUAAAGGAGGUGGAUCCCCAUGUUACCAACGAUUAUAUUUGUUUACAGGAUAGUGGUAUUGUUCCAGUUUGUACUUUAGUCUCUAUUGUUAAUCCAGAAACAAGGAAACUAUGUUAUUCCGGUGAGAUAGGCGAAAUUUGGUGUUGUUCUGAAGAAAAUUCCUAUGACUAUUAUAUUGCUAAUUUGGAUCAAAAACCUUUGCUUCAAAAUAAAGCGCCAUCGAAUAAAGCUGCUAAGACUUAUAAAUUACAAAAAGAAAAAUUUAUCACUUCACAGUUCAAUAGCAAAAUCAAUAACGGUGGCGUGAAUGAUAGUUUAACAUACUUGCGUACAGGUGAUUUGGGUUUCAUGAGAAGUUUUACUAAAAUUGAUGACCGUGGUAAUAAAUUGAACCUAGCAUUAUUAUACGUUUUAGGUGGCAUACAUGAAACUAUAGAAAAUUUGGGCUUAACUCAUUUUGUGGUGGACUUGGAGAAAACUAUCAUUAAUACACAUGCAAGUAUUGCUAAUUGUAUGGUUGCUAAAGUGGGCGGGUUUUUAAGUUGUAUAGUAGAAAUGAAAAAAGAGAAAAAUCGGCCAGAACAUUCAAAUAUUGUUUCAUUGAUAGUUGCAAUGUUAUUGAAAAAACAUGGUGUUAUUUUAGAUUUAUGUUGUUUUGCCAAAUGUGGUGCCUUAACAUCCAAAUAUUUUGACUGGCAUAAAAACCGAAGAAAUAUAUUAACGAAUUGGAUUAACAAAAACAUAGUUAUCGAGGAUAGUUAUGGAACUAAUUUCGGAGAGAAUACGUCAUUAUAUUUGCUUUCUGAUUUUGAAACUCAGAAAUGA